AUGCCGCCCAGGCACCUCCACGAGUGUGAGUGUCACCGCGUGCAGACUUCAGUGGAGGCGACUGUGCCUCCCCCACACGUGCCCACGUCAGUUCAGAGAGAUGCCCAAAGAGUCAGCUCAUUGCCAUGUGCAAGGGAGGAGCAGUCAGCCCAGGAGAGCACUGCACCUCAGCUUGGACAUCGCUCUGGGUGCAUGUAUGCGCGUGAGCACAUGGGUGUAGACACCUGGUCCCCAGCCACUUUGGGGAGAGGUUAUCCCCCAGCUCUCGCCGUGGCUCAGACCCAAGCCCACCGUCUUACCCCCCAGCCCCCACCCCUCGCAUGGGCUGGCGGGAGGGCAGGCUCUUCUCUGGGCUGUGUUUCCUGCUCUCUGGGGGGCAUCUCAGUGAACGUGAACUCACUCAUUUAA
This is a messenger RNA of Rangifer tarandus platyrhynchus (Svalbard reindeer), 408 nucleotides long. The record is from the annotation of a GenBank genome assembly. Lineage: Eukaryota; Metazoa; Chordata; Mammalia; Artiodactyla; Cervidae.